CGCGCCGUCAUUUGGUCCAAGGCUUGUGCGUUCCAAAGACUCCCGAGCGUCGCGCGGCUAGAAAAUGUGAAUGAUGAACGCGUAACCAACCACCGCAAAUGUACUUCGCGUUUUCUUUGUGCUUGUGACUUUCUGGAUACCGAGACGUAGGGCACUGGACGGUUGAUAAUUCCAGCGGAUCUGACCUUACAUGUAAUGCUGGAGACCAGGUAUGGUGUGAUGGCUCCACUGUGGAUCUCCUUCGUACUCCUGCUCACUGGAGCAUCUUUGGGAGUUAUGGAGAUGGGACCACUCUUUCAGCGACGGCCGGAUCAUGGCACCUCACCUUCUCCCAGGAACAUCACUCUGGCUGUCAUCUUACCUCUUCACAACACUGAGUACCCAUGGGCGUGGCCCCGGGUGGGGCCCGCCCUCCACCGGGCUCUGGAGAAAGUGAACUCUGACCCAACCCUCCUGCCAGGCCACCAUAUGCAGCUGGUCUUUAGCAGCAGUGAGAACAAAGAAGGUCUGUGUUCGGACUCAGUGGCGCCCCUGGUGGCCGUGGAUUUGAAGUUCGCCCAUGACCCGUGGGCCUUCAUCGGGCCGGGGUGUGACUACGCGUCCUCGCCCGUGGCCCGCUUCACCACGCACUGGGAGGUUCCCAUGGUGACAGCCGGCGCCCGCGCACUGGGCUUCAACAUGUACUCGUCCAUCACCAACACGGGUCCCACACACAAGAAGCUGGGCGAAUUCGUGGCACGCAUGCACCACAGCUUUGGCUGGCACAGGUAUGCCAUGCUGAUGUUCCACGACAAGAAGAACGAUGACCGGCCGUGCUACUUCGCAGUGGAGGGCCCGUACACAGAGAUGCGGGCAUACAACAUCACAGCGGUGGAUAUGGUGUUCAACGAGGAUGCAGAGCCAGUGCCGUAUGCAGAUCUGGUCCACGAUAUCAGGCAGCAAGCCCGUGUGGUGUAUGUCUGCUGUAAGUGGGAGACAUUCAGGAAACUGAUGGUGCAGUUCUGGAAGCAGCGGCUUCCUCCAGAGGAGUACGUCUUCUUCUUCAUCGACCUGUUUGGAGAGAGCCUGCGAAGCCACCCGGCCAAGCCCUGGGCCCGAGGAGACGCUGACGACCAUGCUGCCAAAGAGGCAUUUAAGAGUGUGAAGAUAUUGACCUACAGAGAGCCUCAGAAUCCCGAAUACAAAGAGUUUGUGUCCAAACUGAAGACCGAUGCCAAGAAAAUGUUCAACUUCACUGUUGAAGACUCUCUGAUGAACUUGAUUUCUGGAGGGUUCCAUGAUGGCAUGCUGUUGUAUUCUCACGCCCUGAAUGAAACCAUGAACCAGUCCGGUCUGCAGCCACCCGGUCAUGCCGUCACUAAGAGAAUGUGGAACCGCACCUUCCACGGUGUCACCGGCCUAGUACACAUGGAUGAGAAUGGUGAUCGAGAAAUUGAUUUUGCGCUCUGGGACAUGACUAACACAGACUCAGGAGUCUACCAGAUUGUGUCUGUGUAUAACAGCAGUGUGAAACAGAUGAUUCCAGAGGCAGGGAUGAAGGUGCACUGGAUCAAGGGCAGCCCCCCUCCUGACAUCCCUCCAUGUGGCUUUAAGAACGAUAAGCCUGCCUGCCUGGCCCGAACGGUCACCAUGCAUCAGAUGGUCUCUGUAGUGGUCUGCUUCAUCUUCAUCAUCAUCGUCACCAUCACAGUCUUCAUCUACAGAAAGGUGAAGCUGGAGAAUGAGUUGACUGCUCAGCUGUGGAGAGUGUACUGGGAGGACAUUCAGAUUAGUAACCUGGAUAAGGCACUACGCAGGGCGUGCAGCAGACUUACCCUUUCACUGAGGGGUUCCAACUAUGGCUCCCUGCUGACCAUGGAAGGCAAUGUCCAGAUUUAUGCCAAGACCUGCUACUACAAGGGCAACAUAACAGCCAUUAAGUAUGUCAACAAGAAACGCAUCGAGCUCACCAGGAAAGUGCUGUUUGAACUGAAACAUAUGCGUGAUGUUCAGAACGAGCACCUGAACAGAUUCAUCGGUGCCUGCACUGACUCCCCACACAUCUGCAUUCUCACUGAAUAUUGUCCGCGGGGCAGCCUGCAGGACCUCAUGGAGAUAGAGAGCAUCACUUUGGAUUGGAUGUUCCGAUAUUCCCUCAUUAGUGACAUUGUUAAGGGAAUGGCGUUCCUUCACAACAGCGUGAUCAUCUCUCAUGGUAACCUGAAGUCCUCCAACUGCCUUGUGGACAGUCGCUUUGUGCUGAAGAUCACGGACUAUGGGCUGGCCAGCUUCCGCAAAGAAGACAGCACUGAGGACACACAUGCCUACUAUGCACGUGAGAGUAAGCUGUGGACAGCUCCAGAGCUGGUGCGCAUUGAUAACAGGCCGGCGUGCGGCACACAGAAGGGAGACGUGUACAGCUUCGGCAUCAUCUUGCAGGAACUUGCCCUUCUCAAAGGAGUCUUCUACCUGGACAGCCCUCCACUCAGCCCUAAAGAGAUUGUGGAGCGGGUUGCAGAGGGCCACUGGCCGUACCUCCGUCCUCAGCUGUGUGCGCAGAGCCACAGUGAGGAGUUGGGCGUGCUGAUGCAGCGCUGCUGGUCCGAGGACGCCUGCGAGAGGCCAGACUUCAACCAGAUCAAAGUGAUGCUUCACAAACAAAACAGAGGCUAUGGCUCCAACAUCCUGGACAACCUGCUGUCUCGCAUGGAGCAGUACGCGAACAACCUGGAGGAGCUGGUGGAGGAGAGGACGCAGGCAUACCACGAGGAGAAGCGCAAGGCCGAAGCCCUGCUCUAUCAGAUCCUGCCCCAUUCAGUGGCAGAGCAGCUGAAGAGGGGAGAGACUGUGCAGGCUGAGGCGUUUGACUCAGUCACCAUCUACUUCAGUGACAUCGUGGGCUUCACUGCCCUGUCAGCAGAGAGCACACCCAUGCAGGUCGUCACUUUGCUGAACGACUUGUACACGUGCUUUGAUGCCAUAAUCGACAACUUUGACGUUUACAAGGUGGAGACCAUCGGUGAUGCGUAUAUGGUGGUGUCGGGGCUGCCUGUGAGGAACGGGAAACUGCACGGCCGAGAGAUCGGCCGCAUGUCUCUGGCCCUGCUGGAAGCUGUCCACUCCUUCAGGAUCCGCCAUCGGCCUGACCAGCAGCUGCGGCUACGCAUUGGCAUCCACAGUGGUCCUGUGUGUGCUGGUGUUGUUGGAUUGAAGAUGCCAAGAUAUUGUUUGUUUGGUGACACAGUCAACACAGCCUCACGCAUGGAGUCAAAUGGAGAGGCGCUGAAGAUCCAUGUUUCUGAGGCUACACGUGCAGUACUGCAGGAGUUCAACUGCUUCCAGCUGGAGCUGAGGGGAGAUAUAGAGAUGAAAGGCAAGGGGAGGAUGAGGACCUACUGGCUUCUGGGAGAGAGCAGCUCAGAGCACGCCUGACCAGAGUGGAGACGAGGACCGUAUGAGGACAGUAUGAAAUACGCUUUCUCCUAAGAGAAGCGGCGCUUAAUGGAGAUAUAUAUGAAAUCACACAGCAAAAACAAAUGUUUACAGGCACAAGCAGCCUUGGCCAGAGAGAUGGGGAGAGAAACAUGAUGAAGAACCAGCAAGAAGACCUUCAAUGGUUUCAGGACCACUAUUACACUUCGGAAUAGCAUCUUUCUACUGCCUGUCAGAGGUUCAGGUUUCUGUCAUGUGUGAUUCAAACAAUCACAGGUUCACGUUGUCUACUUUGGACAAAAUUAAUAAAAGAUCUGCACCAUUUGGAGAAGCAGAUGAACGAUGGCCUGAAGGACUCCCUUUUUCACUGUUGCAAGCGUUGACUGAAGCUGUUGAGUUUGAGGAGAGUGCCAUCUAGUGGCUUGAUGCCAUACGUGUGUUUGCAAUGCUGAACUUGUGGGACAUUUUCCUCAGUCUUGCAGGCUUAAUAGCAGAGCGUAGGAGCCUGGUCUUCUCGUUUCAGCAGUUUCACUUUGACUAAAAGCAACAUGGUGUUUGUGAUUUCCCUGCAAAUGUCUAUGUUACUACUCAGUACUUCCUGACAUCCAGUAUUUCAGUACAUGGACGAAAAGGCCAUGGAACAAUCACCUCUUCUCUUUUGAUCGUUAAAUGCAGUAUAAAUGGUUUAGGAACAGAAUGGUGUAUAGACAUACAAUUAAAAUAUAACAAAGAUACAGUACAAACAGAAAAGAACCUGAAGUUCUUUGUGGGAGUCAGAAAAUAUGAUAUACAGGGGGUAGAAAUAAGGGAAGCAAAAUAUUGCAAAUUUAAAAGUGACUAAUUGUUAAUUAAAAAGCAAUAUUUAUAUAUUUUUAUUUGUAGCAAUUACACUAUUUAACAAUACAUUAUUAGAGAUGAACACCUUUCAAAAUCUACACUUUAAAGAUUUAAAGCAAUAUGUGCCACAAGAUAGAACACACACAAGUAAGAAUUGUUUCAGAAUGGAAGAAUGCUGUAAAAGCCAGUGUUCACCGACAUGGUUAGGAAGACAGUUCAAAGGUUGCCUGCUAUAUAAUGCAGAAUAUCAGCAUUAAUCAUACAUCAGAUUUCUAUUCAACCUCCUUGAUCAGCGUUAGUGUUGACACAGCUACAAAGCUGGUGUUUAUAAGUGAGCAGUCAUUCUAAAAGCAGUCACAAGAAUGUCUGUGUUGCCGGCAAAACUCACACAGGCCCAAGGGAGCUCAUUCUAAACGAGUAAAAGGAUUCUGUUUCUCCACUUUUUCCAAAGAUCAGUGGAGACCUAAUGGGGCAUUCAAAGCCUCUGGCUCAGUGCUUGCCAUCUAGCAGCAGAUUUCCAAAUGCUCUACACCCACAAGUAUUGAAAUUCCACAAGUGCUUAUAAUGAUAGUCAGUUCAUCCUGAAGAAUCAACCAGUGUCAUUUUUCCCCACUACAAUGCAUGAAGCUGCUUUAAAGACAUAACUAUAGGCAUGCAUACUGCCUCAUACGUACAUUUUUGUCUACCUCCCGUAUAUUCAUAUUAUAUUUGAGGUAUGCAGUAUGAAUAUUACACAGAGUACAUAUUCUGAAUGUUCAAAAGAACAUGCAGACAGGUGUGUUUUUGAUGCAAUGGAAGCUAUUUCCUGACUGCUGUCCCUUAAGUGAGAACAAACAAGUUACAGACAUCUUCGCCCACUGCUCUCAUGAGAGCAUAGAAGGAAAUGUGCUGCGAUGCUAAGGAAGUCCCUCCAGUAUCCACAAACAGCAAUCUCUCCUAGAAGAUAUAACCAAGGAGUGACAGACUCCAGGCCUGGAGGGCCAGAGUCCAGCACAAUUCUGAGAUUUCCCAAUGUUAGCACAGCUACUAAACCAUGUCAUUCACCGAUGACUUGAAUCAGAUGCGUUUGAGGGAGAAAUUACCCAACUGUGCCGGCCACUGGCCUUCUAUCAGCAGAGUUGGUCUCCCCUGAUUUGGACAGCCUCUGGCCUACAGAGAAAAGCAACCUUUCAUUAGUCUUAAUAAGGUGUAAUUUAAGAUGCUUUUUACCCUAACCACCAGUUGCCAGUAGCAGGAAUAGUCCUCCUAGAGUCCUGAAUAGACUUGCAAAAAGGCAUCAUGAGAAGACACUGGAACCUGGUAGCUCUUAUUAAAGAUAUUCUCUGAAAGAUUCCACUGAUUAAAUGAAAUUUGUAGCUGCAUCAGACACAGCUAAAAUACACACUGCCAGCAGCCAGCUGGGAGUGGCUUUGUAUUAUUUAUGGUGAUACAGUCUGGAAGAGCAUUAUUUUCAUGACAUAAGGAGCGCAGAUAUCAGUGCUUGCCCUCACUAUCUGUACAUGUCUCCCUGACCAUUUUUCUCUAGUUUAUUCACUUGUCACAUGGUUUCUGGGGUAAAUGCUACCCAGUCAGGCUAUGUGAAUUACUGGUAUGAUGCCUUAUCAAUAAGAGUCAUUUUAAUUGUGAAUUACUCAGAUAUCCCAGCAGCUAAACGCAUAUCACCGGGUCUUUCCCAACGCAAAGCACUUGUUCUGACAUUGUAAGAAACAAAUUCAAACUGUUUCAUGUUUUAUGCCAUUUCGAAAGGUCCGGUAAUGCUGAUGCUCAGAGAGAGACAGAAGUAGUGUGGCCUAUCACACUGCCAUCUCUCACUACUCGCACAUUCUAACAUCCUAAAGGCAGGGGGCCAGGACGCGGUAGCCAAAUGCCAGCUGCCAAACAACCCACUGCCACACUCACAGAGCUCUGGACUGGGUGCUGUACACGAGUAUCACAAAUGAUGUCACUCCUCGUCAGAACAGGCUCCAAUGAAACUAUACGAAUGCUCGGGGGGAAUUGGAAAUGAACUCACAAUCAUACUGCAACGUCAUGGCAACUAUGACUCUGUAGCAACUCGCCACAGGAAUAUGAAAUCCUGUGGUGUACAUGUUUUUGUCUUUGGUUGUCAUUUUAUUUUUUUCUUAAUGUGAGGUGUUAAGGAAUCAACUUUUUCCCUUGGAAAGGGCUUGAAUGAUUGUUCUUUUUAUUAGUCAUAUUAAAAUGGUGAUUUGAGUAAGUGGCUCUGUGGGUGAUAAAAUCUGAAGAUAUAUAUUACAAAUCUAUGUUACUGGUUCAUGUACUCUGUACGUGUGUGUGGGCCCUGGUAAUGCCAUGUAAC
Molecule: messenger RNA, 6565 nt
Organism: Electrophorus electricus (electric eel)
Lineage: Eukaryota; Metazoa; Chordata; Actinopteri; Gymnotiformes; Gymnotidae
Source: RefSeq, a predicted model, not a curated record